Messenger RNA from Dibothriocephalus latus, 453 nucleotides. The record is from the annotation of a GenBank genome assembly. Lineage: Eukaryota; Metazoa; Platyhelminthes; Cestoda; Diphyllobothriidea; Diphyllobothriidae.
AUGAGUGCGAACGAACAUGUGAUUCUCAAGUCAGACGAAUUUAUCGCUCCAGCUAUGGAACUGAAUCCUCAAUCUUUGAUGGGGGCGCUACCCCUCUCUACCUGCGGCACAUCUGUAUGGUCGCCUUUCAAGGGCAGGGCGAACAUGACGUCUGGCCCUGACUCCCCGACUAAACGGCCGGUGCUUCUGGUUACGCUCCUUCGUGACAUUUUCACCGCUGACAAUCCGAACCUUUCCGUUUUCGAACAUGAUAUCAUCGUUUCAACGGCCGGUUCUUGGGAAAACUUUCUCGCAAACGUCCCCGGAGCGGAUAAAUCUCUCUGUGGCCUUGUGAUCAGUGGAUCCGAAGCCUUUAUCAAAAACGACCCUCUCGAUAGAUUUAUCAACAAAACAGCCAUGCGUUCUGAUCGUGGAAGGGUGAGUUUCCAAUAUAUGCAACUGCCUUUUUGUUGA